AAUCCUCCUAUUGAACUAGAUAAUUUAGACUACGAUUCCCAAUUAAGUGAAUAUAAUUCUGAUGAUUCAAAUCAUACAAGAGAAGCAAAAUUGAGAAACAAAAUUUGUGGUAAACGCAAAGUAGAUCAAUUAGAGAAAUCG
This is a messenger RNA of Racocetra fulgida, 141 nucleotides long. The record is from the annotation of a GenBank genome assembly. NCBI's taxonomy places the organism in Eukaryota, Fungi, Glomeromycota, Glomeromycetes, Diversisporales, Gigasporaceae.